ACAACGCUCGUCUCUCUCUCUCUCUCUCUCCACGAGACCACGACCAACCCCUGCUCCUCCGGCCACGCUGCGAGCGGCCCCCAGCCCCCGAUGGCGUCAACGGUGGAGAUCAGCCACCUCUCCUUCACCUACCCGGGCAUCGACGGCCGCCCGCCGCCCGGCGCGCCGCCGCUUAUCGAGGACGUCUGCUUCUCCCUCGACGCCGGCCAACGGUGCCUCCUCCUCGGCUCCAACGGCGCAGGCAAGACGACGAUCCUGAAGAUACUGGGCGGGAAGCACAUGGUGGAUCCGAGCAUGGUGCGGGUCCUGGGCAGGUCCGCCUUCCACGACACGGCGCUCACCUCCUCCGGCGACCUCUGCUACCUCGGCGGCGAGUGGAGACGCGAUGUGGCCUUUGCUGGCUACCAGGUGAAUAUUCAGAUGGAUAUAUCGGCAGAGAAGAUGAUUUUUGGUGUUGCUGGUGUUGAUCCAAAGAGGAGAGAUGAGCUUAUCAAGAUAUUAGACAUCGACCUUUCUUGGCGCAUGCACAAGGCAUCAGAUGGUCAGAGGAGACGAGUCCAGAUUUGCAUGGGACUUCUUAAGCCAUUCAAGGUUCUCCUCCUUGAUGAGAUCACAGUUGACCUGGAUGUGUUGGCAAGAUCAAAUCUGUUGACAUAUCUUAAGAAGGAAUGUGAUGAAAGAGGUGCAACAAUCAUCUAUGCCACACAUAUUUUUGAUGGUCUUGAUGAUUGGCCAACACACGUUGUUUACAUUGCUCAUGGGAAGCUGCAAUUAGCACUGCCUUUGGAAAAAGUGAAAGAAAUGAGCCAGUUGUCUCUAAUGAGAACUGUGGAGAGUUGGUUGAGGAAAGAAAGAGACGAGGACAGGAGGAGGAGAAAGGAGCGAAAGGAGAAAGGCCUCCCGGAAUUCGACAAGGUUGUUGAGGGUAGCCGGGUUGUAGGUGAUCCAGCAAAGAGUGCUGCCAGAGUCGUAAACAAUGGGUGGGCAGCAGGACGGCUCACCUCAACGAUCGCAGGAGAGGAGAACUUCGUUUUCAGCUCUAACAGCGUUCUUAGACAAUGAUAUUGUUUUGUAAUUUGCUCUUCGUUAGUUUAAAAUGGUGAAUAACAGUCUUGUAGACCCAAUAGAUACAUUAUUGGAGCAGUAAAGGAGAAAUGUUCUUUUGUUUGCACUUGGAUUUGCAUAUUUGCGCUUCUGUAUAUGUAUGCAACAAUAUAAUUGGAUCCCACGGUGUUCAAUUGUUCAUAUUUCUACA
This is a messenger RNA of Panicum virgatum (switchgrass), 1255 nucleotides long. Its product is annotated as ABC transporter I family member 20-like. The transcript is spliced from 7 exons. The coding region runs from base 91 to 1062 and encodes 323 amino acids. Lineage: Eukaryota; Viridiplantae; Streptophyta; Magnoliopsida; Poales; Poaceae. The record is from RefSeq and is a predicted model, not a curated record. Gene Ontology annotation, molecular function: ATP binding; ATP hydrolysis activity.